This is a messenger RNA of Pseudomassariella vexata, 1177 nucleotides long. Its product is annotated as S-adenosyl-L-methionine-dependent methyltransferase. The transcript has 5 exons. The record is from RefSeq and is a predicted model, not a curated record. The coding region runs from base 150 to 992 and encodes 280 amino acids. NCBI's taxonomy places the organism in Eukaryota, Fungi, Ascomycota, Sordariomycetes, Amphisphaeriales, Pseudomassariaceae. Gene Ontology annotation, molecular function: methyltransferase activity.
AGAACCUUUCAGGCGUACAGGCCAUCGACUUACUUCUUGCCUAAUGACGGUGUAGGCAUCUUCUCUUUUGCUUCUGCAUCUCACCAUGAUCAUUCCUACUGGAUUUAUCAGCCACAACGCUAUCGCUAACUAUACCGUCAUGAUCAAAGAUGGAACAAGAUCGCUUAGAUAUGUUCCAUGAAGUCUGGCUGCAGCUUCUUGAUCGUCAGCUUGGGUUAGCACCAGUGAAAAGUCCUCUCAACGUUCUCGAUAUUGCCACCGGAACCGGAAUCUGGGCCUUCCAGUUCGCCGAUGACCACCCCGAUUCUCGCGUAAUAGGGACUGACCUCAGCAUGAUACAACCGAGUGCAGUGAGGAUGCUACCGAAUUGCACCUUCGUCAGAGAAGACUCCGAGGAGCAUUGGAUUUUUGAUCACAAGUUUGAUUAUAUCCAUAUGCGGGCAGUUUGCAGCUGCUUCAACGACCCCUUGACAGUUAUACAGCAUUCCUUUGACAAUCUCAAUGCAGGUGGUUGGGUUGAGAUUCAGGACGUCUGCAUGGAACUACACGGCGUCGACAAAACCAUCGAAGACACCGAACUUCAGAGAUUCUGCAGACUCGGAAGACAAGGAUUCCAGCUUCUCGGACGGGACGUUGUAGACCGAGUAUUUCGGUACAAGAAGUGGCUUAUCGAUGCGGGAUUCGUCGACGUAAUUGAGAAGCGCCUCCCCGUUCCAGUCAAUCCAUGGCCGCGGGAUGCCCGGCUCAAAAACCUCGGGAGGUACAACCACGCACAACUAUACGAGGGAAUGAAAAGCGGGGCUGUGAAGACGUUACCUGCCGCCGGCCUAUCGCCCCAGUUGGCCGAGGAGCUCCUAAAUCGUGCCCUGAAAGAUUUAUCCAAUACUUCUAUUCACGGAUACCUCCCAUUUUAUGUCGUAUAUGGACGAAAGCCGUACACUGACGAGGCCGGUUCGAAUUCCGGGCACGGCACGACCCCCUCUGUCAGUUAGCCAGUUGAAACAGAUGCAUCGAAGCCGGAAUCAAGAGCCGAGCCUGUCCGCAGCCGCCGUCAUAACUGCAUGGAUUUGGAAAGACGGACGUUUUCAGUCAAUGGACUGACACACCGGCCACCGACCGUUGUUGACGUAUAAUGCGGCCUUCACCCGGUACUGGAGUAUUAAUAGUUACUUGGAAG